CCGCGACUUCCUCCAAGCCGCGAGUUCUGUCGCGGGGUCGUCCUCUGCCCUAGCCUCCAGUUCCUGCAAUCUAGAGGCAGCGUCCUGAACCCAGAACACAAGCACAUGGUGGAGACGAGGCACCGAACUCUACAGUGGACCCUGUCACCUUGUCCAGUGGAGUGUGAGCUCCCUGAGCUCAAAGGAUCUUUGGGUUCGAUGGCGGCGGCAGCGCCGAGUGACCCAGCACGGGUGAGAGAGAGGUGCCCGGUGGCUCUCACGCAGCUCCCGGCCACGUGACCUUUGAGGAUGUGGCUGUGUCCUUCUCCCGGAAGGAAUGGGGGCUCCUUGAGGAGGCUCAGAGGCGCCUGUACCGUGAUGUGAUGCUGCAGAACUUUGCACUUGUGGCCUCUCUGGGGCUUGUGUCUUCCAAAUCCUCUGUGGUCACCUACCUGGAGCAAGGUGGCUGGCAUGCUGCAGAACAAGCGUCUCCUGAGCAGAAUGCUUCUGGAGAAGGACUGUUGCAGUUUGAGACACCUGAGGCAAGUCCUUCUUCCAAGAAUGUCAAUCCCUGUGGCAUGUGUGGCCCAAUCCUGAAAAAUAUUUUGUACAUGGCUAAGCACCAGGUACUCUACCCAGGACACAAACCCUACAUGUGUGAAUCAUGUGGGACAGGCUUCUGGAUCAGCAUGAACUUUCACCAGCCCCAGAAAGGGCAUAGUGGUAAGAAGCCCUUCAAGGGCCAGGAUGGUAGGCAGGACAUCCUGGAUGGCCACAACCGAGCCAUCCUCAGUGAGGGGAAGCUACACAGGAGCACCGAGCAUAGGGCAGCCUUCCCACUCAGCUCCAAACAUGAGCAGCAACAAGGAGCCUAUGCCACCCAGAGGCCUUUCAAGUGCAGUUACUGCGGGAAAAACUUCCUGAAGGCUUUUGCUCUCCUUGACCACCUGAUAACUCACUCUGAAGAGAGACACUUCAAAUGCCCCACAGGUGGAAAUGCCCCCAAGGAGAAGUCAACCCAUGCUAAUGUCCAAAAAGUUCAUCCUAGAGAAACAGCUCAUGUAUGUAAGCAAUGUGGGAAGGCCUUUAGCCACAUGUUUAAACUGAGGCUGCAUCAGAAAAUUCACGCUGGAGAAACACACAACAGUUGCAGUGAAUGUGGGAAAACCUUUACCCGCAAACACUCACUUGUGCAACACCAGAGAGUUCACACUGGAGAGAGGCCUUACGAGUGUGGUCAGUGCGGAAAAGCCUUCACUCGCAGUUUCCAUCUAGUUAGGCACCAGAAAGUUCACAACAUAGAAAGGCAAUAUGAAUGCAGGCGGUGCCGGCGAGUCUUUAAUUGUAUUUCCAAUUUCACUGAGCACCAGAAAAUACACACUGGAGAAAGGCCUUAUGAAUGCAAUGAAUGUGGAAAGGCCUUCAUUAACAGCUCUCAUCUUGUUCGGCACCAGAAAGUUCAUAAUACAGAAAGGCCUUUUGAGUGCAAAGAAUGCGGGAAAGCCUUCCGGCAAAUAUCCAGACUUGUUCUGCAUCAAAGGAGUCAUACUGGGGAAAGACCUUAUAAGUGCAACCAGUGUGGGAAAGCCUUUAGUUGCCUCUCCAACCUUGCCCCACACCAGCGGACUCAUACUGGAGAAAAGCCUUAUGAAUGCUCAAGAUGUGGGAAAGCCUUCAGUCAAAGCUCUGCCCUCAUUCAGCACCAGAAAGUUCACACUAGAGAAAGGCCCUAUGAGUGCCAUGAAUGCGGAAAAGCCUUCAGCUAUAGUUCUAACCUUGUUAAGCACCGGAAAGUUCACACUGGAAAGAGGCCUUAUGAGUGCAGCCAGUGUGGGAAAUCCUUCAGUGAAAGCUCCAUCCUCAGUCAGCACCAAAGAGUUCACACUGGAGAAAAGCCCUAUAAAUGCAACAAAUGUGGAAAAGUUUUCCGCUACAGCUCGAACCUUUCCAAGCACCAAAAACGUCAUACUGGAAUAGGGUCAUCUAAGUAUAGGAGACACAAGAAUGCCUUCACCCAAAGCUCCAGUCUCACUCAGCACCAGAAAGAUCAUGCUAUAGGAAAUCCUUAGGCAUGUGGUCAGUGUAGGAAAGCACUUAGUUGGGGCUUUUCCUGGUUGACCAUAGAAGAACUCACUCAUGAGAACAAUUGUGAGAAAGGAAUCCUUGUGAAGCAGCAGCCAAAAAUUGAAUCUUGACUAUCACUACACCGUUGAAGAAAUUACCUCUGUCAGAUAGAUGGGAAGCUUUGAGGAACCAUGUCACCUUUACCAUCCUGUCUAGUUCCUUGUCAGAGUAUGUCACUGCCAGAUACCACUUCACCUGUAGCAGCUGGCAGGCCUCCACAGGGUGACGUGUCAUCCUCAAGGAAGUUGGACCCCUGUACUCUUUCAGACCCCGGAAGGAACUAUGAGUGAUGGGAACCUUUUGGGGUCAC
Messenger RNA from Ochotona princeps (American pika), 2413 nucleotides. RefSeq names its product zinc finger protein 132 (gene ZNF132). Bases 363 to 2048 code for a protein of 561 amino acids. Gene Ontology annotation, biological process: regulation of transcription by RNA polymerase II. NCBI's taxonomy places the organism in Eukaryota, Metazoa, Chordata, Mammalia, Lagomorpha, Ochotonidae. The transcript is spliced from 4 exons. The record is from RefSeq and is a predicted model, not a curated record. Gene Ontology annotation, molecular function: RNA polymerase II cis-regulatory region sequence-specific DNA binding; DNA-binding transcription factor activity, RNA polymerase II-specific.